UUUUGAUUUUUUUCAUUACAUUCGUGCUCGUUAAUAAUAUUUGCAAACAUGUUGCUUUCCACUUUCUUAUUUCACGUUAAGUGAAAUCAUAUCAAUAAAACAGAAUAAUGAAAGAUAUUUAAAUUGAUAUUAGAAUAUUUAUUCUAUUGGUUCACUUUCGAAUGCCUAAGGAUAAUACAAAGAAAAUCUCAAAAAUGGUGAGCAAGUCAUUCGUCUGGGGAGUUAUCGUUGCUUCUUUGACCUGGUCCAUCAGUUUAUAUCUGUACUGGAAUCUGAACAGUGGUAUAAACUCAGCAUCUUCCGUUUCGGAAGCAUAUGCAGGGACAAAUAAUGGAUCAAACGAUGACAAGCAGAUGCCUGUUGUAAGUCCGGUUGAGCAAAAAGGCAAAGUUAAGGAAACUCAAUGGCAGGCUGGCAACCAGUUGGGACCUUUAGGUCGAAACGGGAAAAUAUCGAGUGACAAAAGCAACAGCUUUUUCAAAGAUAAACUAAAUCGGUUCAAGAAAGAGCAAAAAUUCCGAAAGAUGAGCCAUCAAUUGAUUGAAGAAAUGCAGCCUAUUUUCCCAAAUGGAACCGAUGAGUUUGGAAUGGUGCGCAAUUCUGAAGAACAAUUCAUCAGAGAUGUCGGUUACAGAAGACAUGCAUUUAAUGUUUUAGUGAGCAACAAGAUAGGACCGUUUCGUCCUGUGCCUGACACGAGGCAUAAGUUGUGCCAUGAGCAAAGCUAUGACAAGGUGCUCCCAUCAGCAUCGAUUAUAAUGUGCUUCUACAAUGAACAUCUUGAAACAUUGAUACGAUCGGUGAUUUCGGUGCUUCGGCGAACACCUUCUUAUCUCCUACACGAAAUUAUUCUCGUUGAUGAUUGCAGUGAUUUGGAUGAGCUAACAACGGAGCUCCCGAAGGAGUUAAAAAGUCUUCAAAGUUCUAAGGUAAGACUAAUUAAAAAUCCGGAAAGAGAGGGCCUAAUGCGAUCUCGAGUGUAUGGCUCUCGAAACGCUACUGGAGAUGUGCUGAUUUUUCUCGACAGCCAUAUCGAAGUGAAUGAAAACUGGAUAGAACCAUUGCUACAGCGGAUUAAAAUCAAUGCAACCAUUCUUGCAAUGCCGGUAAUCGACAUUAUCAACUCGGACACCUUUGAGUAUACUUCCAGCCCACUAGUUAGAGGUGGUUUUAAUUGGGGAUUGCAUUUUAAAUGGGACAAUCUACCGAAGGGAAUGCUGGCUAAAGAAAGCGAUUUCGUCGGUCCAUUUCAGUCACCAACUAUGGCCGGAGGGCUAUUCGCAAUAGAUAGGCAAUACUUCAAGAGUUUAGGCGAAUAUGAUAUGGGAAUGGACAUCUGGGGUGGAGAAAACUUGGAGAUAUCAUUCCGAACCUGGCAGUGCGGUGGAUCUAUUGAAUUGCUUCCAUGUUCAAGAAUUGGUCAUGUUUUUCGCAAGAGACGUCCUUACGGAUCACCUGAUGGAACGGAUACAAUGGUUCGUAACUCGCUUCGGUUGGCGCUCGUUUGGAUGGAUGAUUAUAUAAAAUACUUUUAUAAAAAUCAACCGCAAGCGGAGCGCGUUGAUGCUGGUGAUAUCACCAAUCGGCAGGAAUUGAGAAAAAGCUUGCAAUGCAAGCCUUUCGAGUGGUAUCUCAAAAAUAUUUAUCCUCAGUUAAGGCUUCCAGGCGAAAAAACAACAGAUAGUAACGUGUCGCAGCCAAAGUUUCAACCAUGGCAUUCAAGAAAACGAAACUACAUCAGCAGCUUCCAGAUACGGCUUGCCAAUUCCAGUCUUUGUGUAACGACCGAAAGCGCUAAGGAAAAAAGUUUGUGGAAAAAAGGUUCCAAGCUUGUAUUGCAGUCUUGCUUGAGAGUCAAAACUCAAAUGUGGUACGAAACCGAGAAAGCUGAGUUGGUUCUCGGUCAGUUGCUUUGCUUGGAAGCUCCUUCUAGUGCAACAAGAGGUACACCGAUUUUAAAUAAAUGCCACGAAAUGGGUGGCGAUCAGGCUUGGAAACAUCGUAAAACGAAAGGAACUCCGAUCUAUAACAUAGCUUCGGGCAGCUGCCUGGCGGUAAAAGAAACACACAAAGGCGCUCUGGUGUCUUUGAAUUUAUGCGUAAACAGCGCAAGAAGUACGUGGGACUUAGUGGUCUCGUAGAACAUAAUUCCGUUUUCUUCCAAAUGAAACAAUGCUCGAAUAGUUGUAAUAAAACUCGUUUAUUUUUUACCUACUAA
This is a messenger RNA of Wyeomyia smithii (pitcher-plant mosquito), 2218 nucleotides long. RefSeq names its product polypeptide N-acetylgalactosaminyltransferase 35A (gene Pgant35A). The coding region runs from base 162 to 2141 and encodes 659 amino acids. Gene Ontology annotation, biological process: regulation of Notch signaling pathway. The transcript is spliced from 4 exons. Gene Ontology annotation, cellular component: Golgi apparatus. Gene Ontology annotation, molecular function: Notch binding. The record is from RefSeq and is a predicted model, not a curated record. Lineage: Eukaryota; Metazoa; Arthropoda; Insecta; Diptera; Culicidae.